AUGUACACUGUGCAGGGAGAAGGCCGGGUGAUGGGUCGCCGUUUCUUUCUAACACUGGUGAUUGGGAUAUCAGCUGGAUUUAGUUUUGCAUACAUAAUACUAACAUCGACUGGAUUCACACGAGACGUAGCUUGGCAGAAUUACAGAGAAUCAGCCAGAGACUUAGCCAAGCAUCCUAUAACGGCAAUCGCUGAACACGGCAAAGAUGAACCGGCACACAAAGAUGAGGACACAAGUAUUGCUGAUGAGUUGAAAAAGAAAGUCCGGGUAUUGUGUUGGGUCAUGACCCAACCGCACAACCAUGAGACCAAAGCCAAGCAUGUAAAGGCGACGUGGGGCAAGAGAUGUAAUAAACUUCUCUUCAUGAGCACUGAGGAAGAAUUAAGUCUGCCUGCAAUAAAACUGCCUGUGUCUGAGGGUAGGGACGCGCUAUGGGCGAAGACGAAGGCUGCCUUCCGAUACGUAUACGAGCACCACAGAAGAGAGGCUGACUGGUUCCUCAAAGCUGAUGAUGAUACGUACGUGGUGGUGGAAAACUUAAGGUAUAUGUUGGCGGACUACGAUAGCAAUCGACCUAUAUACUUCGGAUGCAGAUUCAAACAUUUCUCGCCACAGGGUUACAUGAGCGGAGGUGCUGGCUACGUGCUAAGUAAAGAGGCGUUAGAGAGGUUCGUGAACAAGGCGUUGCCGACACCGCAUCACUGUCACGCCGGGGACCAGGGCGCAGAAGACGCUGAAAUGGGCAAGUGUUUGGACAACGUGGGUGUUCUAGCAAUGGAUUCCAGGGACGAAAUGAAACGUGGCCGAUUCUUCCCAUUUAUACCAAAAGACCAUUUGUUCCCCACCAAAGAUAAAAGCUUCUGGUAUUGGAACUAUAUAUACUACCCUACGGAUGAGGGCCUGGACUGCUGUUCCGACCACGCCAUAUCAUUCCACUACGUACCACCAGAGAUGAUGUACGUCCUCGACUACCUCAUAUACCACUUACGACCUUACGGCAUUCGGUACGGCACCGGCACUUUACCUCUCACCCUGAGGAACGACACCAAAGAUAUUGAUAAUCUUAUACCACAAUAA
This is a messenger RNA of Arctia plantaginis, 1077 nucleotides long. The record is from the annotation of a GenBank genome assembly. Lineage: Eukaryota; Metazoa; Arthropoda; Insecta; Lepidoptera; Erebidae.